Molecule: messenger RNA, 897 nt
Organism: Spodoptera littoralis (African cotton leafworm)
Lineage: Eukaryota; Metazoa; Arthropoda; Insecta; Lepidoptera; Noctuidae
Source: the annotation of a GenBank genome assembly
AUGUAUAAAAGCCAGUGUUGGGCAAAGAGUGUCGUGUUUGAUGGUUUCUUUUUUAAAUAUGUUCCCGAAAAGUCAUUAGAUUCUAAAACGGUCGCAAUUUGUGUGAAGUGUUUACCGAAAAAGACUGUCCAUAUCAAAGGUCAUCGCAACAGUUCCUCAAAUUUUGUAAGUCAUUCGAAGCGUAUACAUGGAUCUACAGCAGUUGAAGAAUAUCAUAAGCACCAGGACGUGUCUAAAAAACAAAAGAAAAGAAAAGUUGGAACCUCUUCUUGCAAAAAUAGUGUAGCUACACUGAAAGUAAAGGGUCCUGUUUCCCAAGAAGAUUUCGAACGUGAUUUGGUAAAUUAUUUUAUUCACUCCAUGAUACCCUUACGAGCUAUAGAAAAUCCAUACUUUCUUCGUAUGAUUGAUAAUUUGGACACAAACAAUAACGUUAAAAUUCCAAGUCGGCGAUGUCUUAGAAAAAAAAUAGCACAUUACUUCUAUGAACAAAAAUGUGAAUUGAAAAAACAACUAGAAACUGCAAAACAUCUUUGCACUACUACGGACAUCUGGUCCGGAAAGAGAAGAAGUUUUCUGGGAGUUACUAUUCACUGGAUUGAUCAAAAUUUAGAAUGGAAAUCAGCUUCUAUAGCUUGCCGGCGAUUUAAAGGUGUACAUUCUUUUAAUCGCAUUAAAGACUUGUUGUUGGACAUAUACAGUGAUUUUGAACUGGACACAUCAAAAGUUGAGGCUACAGUAACAGAUAAUGGCUCGAAUUUCGUAAAAGCGUUUCAAAUGUUUGGAGUAAAUUCAAAGUCAAUACUAGUUUCAACGAAUGACGAUGAGACCGUUGCUAUCAGUGACAGCACUGAUAGCGAAAGUGAAGACGAAAUUCAACCUAAUUUUAAUGUUUAA